Paramecium tetraurelia is the source of this 990-nucleotide messenger RNA. RefSeq lists its product as uncharacterized. The transcript has a single exon. The annotation marks the transcript as partial. The record is from RefSeq and is a predicted model, not a curated record. Lineage: Eukaryota; Ciliophora; Oligohymenophorea; Peniculida; Parameciidae.
UUGACAUUAAAGAGAGUUUUUGCUUCUUUGAGCGUAUUAGGGUAAAGGGAGGAAGCUUUAAAAUUGUUAAAAUUGGUACAUAAAGAAGACAAUCAGCUUUACGGCACUUAAUACUAUCUUUAUGAUCAUUUAAAAGAUGAAAAAAAUUAGUAUAGAUAAAAUGAUAUACAACAAGAAGUAUAAGUUGGAAAUUAAUAAGAAGAAUCAAGACAACCUCCAAAGGCCACUCAAUAAGUGAUGGAAUCUGAGUCACAGAAAGAAGAAGAAUCAAAAAUAAAGAAAGUAACUUAAAAUCCUGAAAAUUAAAAAUAGAGAAUGGAGAAUUUAAAUGAUCCAAGUUAAGCAGAAUAGAUAAAAGCUGAAAAUGCAUAACCUGAGUAGAAAAUCGAAUAAUUAUAAGUAAAGAAAUAAAUUGAUAAUAAUAACUAAUAAUAAUUGUAGAAUACAGACGAAAAAUAGGAUGAUAUAGAUCGUAAUUAGAGGAUUUAAAAUACUUAACAUUAAAACUAAUAGCCAAAUGUGUAGGAGAAUGAAGUUGAAAAAAACGAUAAAGAAAUAUAAAAAUAAGAACAAAUUCUUAUAUCUUAACAAAAAUAAAAGAAAAUUGAUUAAAAGUCGAUUGAAAUAAAUGAUUAAGACAAAGAUGAGGGUUUUAAAGAAUUUAAAUUGCCAGAGGACCUAAAAAAUAUAAAUUCUCAAUCCAAAACAGAUGCUAAUGUUGUCAAAAAAGAUUAUUCUGAGACCAAAUAAGACAAUAUCACAUCACAAAAAUACGGAUAUGAAAGUAAGUCGAAUUCUAAUAAAUAUUCUUAAUUUGAUAGAAAAUAGUAUGAGGACAGAAAACCAUAAUAAUAACCCAACAGAAAAUAUGAAAAAUUUGAAGAUAAAUUUAAUUUUGAUGAAGUUAAAAAUAACUAUGUUUAAGGAGAUUUAUUGAAUGAAAAUUGGGUGAAAGUGGAUAUACUUUAAGGAUCAUAAAAAAAAUUAUGA